AUGAGCGAUAAUGCUAUAUACCAAAAUAAAGUACCUCCAUUAUCUAUUUGCGAGUUUCUUAUUGGGGAACAAUGCCCCCAUGCUUUUCUUUCAGAGAACUCUGAAUUUAGUUCCAACCAACAUCUAGUUUUGCGCUCAAAAUUAGAAGAACUUACCCAUCCUUCAGUGAUUGCGAAGAGAAAAUUUAUAUCAUCAUCUAAGCUAAAUCCUCCAGAAUCUGUAACUAAAGGACUAGUAAGUCACUGGGGAGGUAGUGCAGGAAUACUUGCAACUUUAUUUUUAAGUGGUGAAGCUCGUGAAGUUAAUUGCCAUAGGAUGCUCCAAUCACAGACAAAUACCUUCAUUUCAGGUCAAAAAUAUGUUUUAAAAACCAUGAAAAUCCCAGUAUAUGAAACUGUGGGCCAUUUAUUACUAAGAUCGAAGAAAAAUGAAACGUCCACUUCAAUCAAUCCCUUAAAAAUAUCAACAAUAAAGUUUGGGAUCAAAGCAGGAGGUAAACUUCGAUAUUCUUUAAAUUGUCCGGAAACUAAUCUAUUGAGGCUAAAAGAACGAUCUGAGAUAGUACUUAGAGAUGUUAAAACUAUGAAAGCUGCAUCAUCACCUCAAGAGGAAUGCAUGCUUAACUUUUUGAAGUUACAGACUAUGUAUCGUAGAUAUGGUUUGGAAAGUUUAGGUUGCUCCGUUGAAACCACUUAUGAUGCUAUUUUGUCAGACGCCAUAAAAGCAGAUAUUGAUAUCGAUGGGCCCAUUGAUCCGGAAAUUGUAAUACCAAUUGUAAUGGCUAAUAAUAUUUUCAGAAAAGAUUUCAGAAGGUUUUUGAAUGGUUCAUCUAUCCCAUAUAAUCACUUUAAGAAAAACCCAUUUAUCUUACCUAGUAAACAAAAGAAGUAUGCUCCCUAUGAUUGGUCCAAAUACAAAGACAAUAAGGUAAUUAAAGAUAAUUUACCUGAGUUACUUACUGUUUGGAAAACACCCUUAACCUUGCGUUAUUUUGCUUCAGGAUNNNGAAGUCAGCUUUAUUACUUCACAGGCCAACUAUUGUCUGAUAAUCUUUAUCUUGAAUAUUAUUAUAACUGGGAGAAAUUCGAAUUACAUCCAUUUAAGUAUUCUUUUCCAGAGUUGAAUAAAUCUCUAAGCAACGCUUUUAAUUUUUGGUUUGAGAGAAAAGAAAUUAUGCAUCCUAAUCACCAGUAA
Henningerozyma blattae CBS 6284 is the source of this 1194-nucleotide messenger RNA. RefSeq lists its product as uncharacterized. The record is from RefSeq and is a predicted model, not a curated record. Gene Ontology annotation, molecular function: single-stranded DNA 5'-3' DNA exonuclease activity. NCBI's taxonomy places the organism in Eukaryota, Fungi, Ascomycota, Saccharomycetes, Saccharomycetales, Saccharomycetaceae. Bases 1 to 1194 code for a protein of 397 amino acids. The transcript has a single exon.